GCGUCGCGUAACGAGUUGACUGCUCCCCUCAUCGCGCGCUCAGUCGGCAUGGCUCUGGAACUCCCACCGGAACUGCUGGUGUCAAUACAGCGUGUUCUCGAACUGAAGGAGGAUGCGGAUGCAGAGGCCAUCGACAGCCUGGGCCCGAACUUCUCCCCCGUCGACGUGCUGAACAAGUUCUUCCCAAAUGAAGCAUCGCUCGCAAAUCUCGAAAGUGUACGAAAGUCUCUCGCUGAUGAUCAGGCCGCCCUUGAGCGCGAAAUCGCCGGACUCCGCGAAGAUCUCAAGCGCGAGCAGGACCCAUCGAAGAUGCAGCUGCUUCAAGAGAUGAUCUCGGAUCUCCUCUCUCAAAUGGCGCGCAUACGAGAGAACGCGACCGAGUCCGAGGCUGUAGUUCGCAACAUCACGAAGGACAUACAGGUCCUUGACCUCGCCAAGAAGAACCUCAUUCACAGCAUGACUACGCUCAAGAGGCUACAGAUGCUUGUGAAUGCCCUCACUCAAGUGGAAGGCAUGAUACCCGAGAAACGUUACGCUGAGAUCGCGCAGACAUUGGCUGCAGUCAAGCAGAUCUCGAACGCAUUCCGCCCCUACAUCACUAUACCCCGCAUCGCACAAAUAUGGAAGCGCAUUCAGGAAGUACAAGGGCGUAUACGAGGAAUUCUGGAUGAGGACUUUGAUGCCUUCUUCAUGCAAGACACCAGCAAGCCCGUCAGACCCACGGUUAUGGCCGAUGCCUGCCUCGUUGCGGACGUGCUCGGCCCCGACGUACGCGCCCACCUUAUAGAUCGCUAUGUCGCGCUGGAGAUGAAGGAUUACCGUCGUAUAUUCCGACCAACAGACGAAGCAGGCCAGCUUGACAACCUAGCCCGUCGCUUUUCCUGGUUCCACCGGCUUCUCCAAACCCACGAACUCGAGCAAGGGCGCGUCUUCCCUGGGGAAUGGCGCGUCGGGUGGUUCCUUGCCGCUCGGUUCGCCGACAUCACGCGGGAUGAUUUGGCGGUGGUCCUCUCGAAGGCCGCACCGACUCUCACCGCUAAGUCGCUUCUUGAAAACCUCGAAUUGACGACGACCUUUGAGGCCGGGCUUGCGCGAAAGUGGGCUACUCCUUUCCAAGAAAUCCUUGACGUCACGAACACUACGACGCAAGGCGUCGGUUCGCGAAAGCCCAUCUCUUCAGCGUUCGAGCCGCAUAUGGGCAUAUUCAUCGACGCGCAGGACAAGGCGCUCGCGGUUUUGCUGGCACCUCAUCGCAGUAGCAUCAAGGGUGCUUCGAAAGCACGUCCCUCGUUGGAUGUCCCAGCCGAAGGAGACGCAGACGAAGGCGCUACGCCUAUGACCGUGCUUCCGUCAUCUACUGAGCUAUUCCAUGCGUAUGCGGGGAGCCUCGAACAAUGUGCCAAGUUAUCGACCGGCAAGCCGCUCUUCGAUCUCGCGGGACUGCACAAGAAGUGGCUGAAGAUAUAUGCCGAGGAUGUUCUCGCUCCCAGUCUCAAGACCCCUACACCACGCUCGCGCAAAUCAACGGAGUCUCGCAUGGACAUGAACAUCCUCAAGCAAGCCUGCCUCGUCAUCAACACCGCCGACUAUUGCCAGACGACCUCCGCCGAGCUCGAACAGAAGAUGCGCGAGCAGGUCGACGAAGCAUACAAGGAGCAAAUCUCCUUCCAAGCCGAAGCGGAUUACUUCGUCAGCGUCAUCUCCUCCGCGAUCACAAUUUUGCUGCACGAGCCCGAAGUCGGCGCGGAGCCGGGCUUCUCAGCGAUGACACGGACUGCCUGGGCGACCUUGCAGCAAGUCACCGGUCCCUCCGCGUACACAAGUCAGAUCGUAUCCGCAACGGAGCAGGCGGUCGCGGCGAUCAAGCCGCUCGUCGAGCAGAAGCGCUACCUGAGGAACUUCUUCGAUAAGGCGGCGAGCCUUGUCCUGGCGAAGUUCACGAACGCGCUGGUGAAGAGCCGGCCUAUCAAGGAGACUGGCGCUGAGCAGCUUCUCAUUGACCUUCAAGUGCUGAAGGCGCAUUUGCUGAAGCUGCCGGGCGACUUCGUGACGUCGGGGUACACGAAGAGCGUGAACAAGGCGACUACACGGCUGGAGACGCUGCUCAAGGUCGUCAUGACGCUCGUGGACCCGCCAGAGGGUUUCAUUCUGAAUUAUACGGUCCUCGUUGGCGACGCAUCGUUCUCGAACUUCCAAAAGAUCCUCGACCUGAAAGGCACCCCCAAGGGCGAGCAAAACACGCUCCUUGAUCAAUUCCUUACCAUCACGAGUACCAAGCCCGAGCUCGAGGGCUCGUCCUUCCUCACCUCCCUCGACAUGGACCCGCAGGCGUCAACGUUAGCGCUCGUCAGUCCACGACCGGUACCAUGGAACGAGGCCGUUGACAGUCCGGGGCGGGAGGGGCUGUUUGCUGGACUUGCGUCUCCACCGCCGGCGUCGGGGAAUACGCCCGAAGGACAGAAACAAGGGGAGAAGAGGGAGGUGUUUUCGGAUAUUAGGCGGUUUGUGAGCUUUGGGUUGAGGAGGGAUACGCAGGGGCCUGCUUGAGGGUUAUGGCAUGUCGCAUCACCGUCAUCUACGGCGAUACCUGUUGAUCUCCUGUACUCGCAUAUCAACUCAAAAGACUACCCUAGGACGAGCGCUUGCUUCAAUUCAGCGACGAAGUACCUUCGAUGCGCUCGGCGCAUCUCAGCGUCAAUUGUUUCUCAUUUUAUCCCGUAUUUAUAUGUCCCCUGCAUACCACUAUGCAGACUGCGAC
Schizophyllum commune H4-8 is the source of this 2758-nucleotide messenger RNA. RefSeq lists its product as uncharacterized. Gene Ontology annotation, biological process: retrograde transport, endosome to Golgi. The coding region runs from base 49 to 2547 and encodes 832 amino acids. NCBI's taxonomy places the organism in Eukaryota, Fungi, Basidiomycota, Agaricomycetes, Agaricales, Schizophyllaceae. The record is from RefSeq and is a predicted model, not a curated record. The transcript has 18 exons. Gene Ontology annotation, cellular component: GARP complex.